Messenger RNA from Durio zibethinus, 516 nucleotides. RefSeq names its product Cox19 family protein (CHCH motif). Lineage: Eukaryota; Viridiplantae; Streptophyta; Magnoliopsida; Malvales; Malvaceae. The record is from RefSeq and is a predicted model, not a curated record.
ACGAUUCGAAACUUGUUUUUUUUCCUAGAAAAUAUAGUGGGAGAAAAGAGGCAUGGCAUCAAGAGCUGGAACACCGCCAUACCCAAGUGCCGCAAGAAUCGCCGAUUCUCCAUGCUUCCCUCAAUACACUGCCUCUCUCAAAUGUCUGGAAGAAUAUGGCUCAGACAAGAGUAAAUGUCAAGAACAUUUUGAUGUUUACAAGGAAUGCAAGAAAAAGGAGAGGGAAGCUCGUUUGGAACGCAACAAGACUCGAUCCUUGUUCUCAUGAAAUCCCUUUUUAAGAUUUUCUUCCCCCUUUUCUAUGGAGCUGAAAAUUAUGAGUUAAUAAGGGGUUUGAUCAAUUUCUCCUGUCACAUUGCUAGAGUUCAAGAGAAUCUCGACCAAAAAUCUGUAUAAAUGUUAACUAUCUUACGGGAUACAGAAAUUCAACACCGAUGUUCUUUUAUUGUGUGCAAUAAUGGCAAGUGUGUUUUUUUUUUUCUUAAUGAAAUAAUAAUGGCAACUGUGUUUGAUUUA